AUGCUGAAAAAAAAUACAAAACUUAAUCGAAUUGGUAUGGCGUAUAAUCUCAAUUCAAUUGAAGAGAGAAAAUAGAUUAUGGAAUUAAAGAGAUAAGGAAAGCAUUCUAAAGAGAUAGCAAAGAUAAUGAACAAAAAGAUAAAGUCAAUUGACUCGGUUAAGAGUGAUGAAAGAAAAUCAGAAUACAAGGAAUUUAUAUAAAAAAUGAUCUCAUAUGUUUUAAAGUACUUUUAGGAUAAAAUCGAAUAUGAUGUAAUAAUAAAAUUAUUUUAGAUGAUAGACAAGAAAAGUUUAAGCAAAAAGAUAAGAAAAUUUAUAAAUUAAACCUUGUCUUCAAAUUAGAAUGAUUAGUUUAGAUUGCUGAUUCCUUAAAGUCGAAAAGAAUCUAAUUAGAGAAGAAUUAAAGAAAAAAUAGUAGAUUCAGUAGUUACGUGUUUAUUACAAGUACCAAAUAGUCAUGAUAAUGUUGCCAAAACACUUUAGAACUAAAAUUAAAAAGAUACUUAAAUUAUUGAAGAAAAUAAAGAAACUCUUGAUAACAAAUGA
This is a messenger RNA of Paramecium primaurelia, 546 nucleotides long. The record is from the annotation of a GenBank genome assembly. Lineage: Eukaryota; Ciliophora; Oligohymenophorea; Peniculida; Parameciidae.